Opisthorchis viverrini is the source of this 2763-nucleotide messenger RNA. RefSeq lists its product as hypothetical. Lineage: Eukaryota; Metazoa; Platyhelminthes; Trematoda; Opisthorchiida; Opisthorchiidae. The transcript has 10 exons. The coding region runs from base 404 to 2053 and encodes 549 amino acids. Gene Ontology annotation, molecular function: protein binding. The record is from RefSeq and is a predicted model, not a curated record.
GUGCCUAUUUGAGACACUUCUUUUCACGGCUCCCACCCACUGCUUUGUUUGACGAGUGAAAAUCAGUAAAUCUCUUCUAUUACACGUCAACCGUAUCAGUAAUGGCUCCCGGGAGUUGGGGUGUGGAUUUAUGGGAUCAGUGUGAUGCGGUAUUUAGGCAUUCAUCCGAUCAGAUCACUUCCACGGACAUGUUGCUUCGAUUACUAAUUGAAGUUCAGAAGCUGCAACAUGAUUUUGGGAAGAAACUUCGGUAUGUUAUUAUUUGUUUAAAUAUCAGUUGCUUUUUUAUAAAAACAGGAAAACCGUAACCUCUUACGUACCAAAGAAGAAAGCCGUUCCAGAGGAAACCACCUACAACACAUCUCUGGCCAACAUAAUUCAGAGUUUUGGUAACGUUGGCGCAAUGUACGAGAAAGGAUCGAAAGACCUGGCGGAUUGUGUGAUCGGCGGAUUGAAGGAAUUAUACGAUAACGAAAGGAAGCUGUUUGAUACUCACCGCUCGGCUCACUCUAGACUAAAUAGCACUCUGGAACAGAGUCGAAAACAGCUGGACGCAGCGUGGCAGAAGUAUGUGUUGGCCUAUAAGGAGAAGCAGAAGGCCUUUGAUAAUUCGAUUAAAGCUGACAAUGACAUGCAGCUCCCGCGAGCAGAACAACUGAAGGCUCGCAAGGCCUACACGGAUAAGAGUAGGCUGUUUGACCAAGUCCAGGGGCAGUAUGCUGAGGAGUUGUCCAAAUACAAUUCCAACCUUCGUCAGCAUUACAACAAAGGAGUGGUUCAGCUCCUGGAAGACAUCCAACUGAAAGCCCAAGAUCGUACAGACCGGACCAAAGAAUUGCUCACCAAAAUGUGCGAUAUACGCGAUGAUUUAUCCAAACAACUGAUGGAAGCGAAUCGCAUGGCUCGUGAAGCCAUUCAAGUGAUGGAUCCACUUAAGGACAACGAAGUUUUGAUUAGACGAUACAAAAGUGGAGAGAUUCCGCCCGUCGAUUUACCCUUCCUAGACUUGGCGCGUUGUCAGCCUGCUCUGUUUGACGGUCCCAUACAAUCAAUGGGCGCCUACCUGCUUGGCAUCGAUCCAUCACAGUCAUGCUCUCAGCUUUCCGCUUCGGGAAUUAACUCCACUGGCUCCACAGCCGGUGGUGGUUCUGGUGGGAUGCUCGGAGGAUUGAAGUUGGGGAAAGGAGCAAAAGAGGAGUAUGCCAACCUUAAGACUCCGUUCGUCUGCGACAUCAGCACCCGAGGUGUCAAAGAAAGUGACUUGACGGUGCUUCAACUAACGGAACGGCUCAGGGAUCUGGCCGAUUGUGUACAAAAGGCAAACGCGGAGAUUCAAGGGACGCAACGCCUGAUGGAUGCCUACCGAAACAACCCCGCCCUGGGAAGUAGCAAGACAGUUGAGCCCAAGAUUGACGUGCUGAAACAGCGAAUACACUCACUCCAAGAACUGAUCAAGCAACUCGAGGAUCGUUAUUCCAAAGUUGGAGGGGAUCAAGCACUUAGCGAGGCUCGAACGAAACAAACCAUGCUUCAGGGAGGCCAAUCGGAUACAGUUCCCCGGCCUCCUACACAAGUGGACAACUUGGACUCAGACAAUUCGUUUGAUUCUGACUUGGACGAAGCAGUCCCGAGUAAAGCACCUGUUUCACCUAACAAAAUACCAGCAGCACCCCCUCUGGCUUCUGUGGAUGAACCGGGGUCCACACCUUACGUUGGAUUGGCCACGGCAAUAUACGAAUAUGCAGACAAUUCGUUUGAUUCUGACUUGGACGAAGCAGUCCCGAGUAAAGCACCUGUUUCACCUAACAAAAUACCGGCAGCACCCCCUCUGGCUUCUGUGGAUGAACCGGGGUCCACACCUUACGUUGGAUUGGCCACGGCAAUAUACGAAUAUGCAGGUAGUGGCUCUUCAUACCUUGCUACGCGUCCAGGUGAACGUUUCCACGUCGUCCAGUUGGACACAGAUAAUACCGGUUGGACCUCUGUGAUUUCUGAGGACGGAUCCAGACAAGGCUUUGUCCCAACCUCAUUCAUGGACAUCUCAACCUAUUAAUUCAUGUUGUGCUUCCUCCCCAGUGGCCGUACAAAGAAACACUAGCUAAACCCAUUCGUUAGUCUGUGCUAUAACUUGUUCGCCAUCCACGGCGCGAUGCAAUCCCCUCAGCCACAUCGAGUUCAUUUUACAUACGUUCUCAUCUUGUUCGAAUUCAAGUACGUUCUCCUUAGACUAAAAACAGAGUUACUUGCUUACAUGAAUUCCGGCAACUGACUUACUCAACAUUAUUUUUACACUCGCUAACGUGCCUUGCUAUUUCUCCGCGCCCCGUCACCUCUGUUUGUGUCCCGUUCAGUUGCGUUUACCUACCACUUUUCUAUGUCAGUAAUCAUCAUGCGACCUCCGAUUUUCCCUUUACUUUGUUCUUCUAUAUCACCAGUCUUUCCGUCCUAAUCGCACGAUGCUGGUUGUCCCACUAACUUGUAUCAGGCCUCACACAUGCCCUGCCCUACAUGAUUUUCUCCUAUUUUGUGCAAACUCAUUCCAGGCCAAGGCCAGCACCACCGGAUGAAGUUUUCCUAAAAACUGAUCCGUCCUGAUUUUGUCGUUCGCAUGCUUUUGGUCAGUUGGUUAUCCUGAACGUGGUAUUUGCGUCAAACACUAUUGUUCGACGCUAUUGGUGGCUUUGGUGCGUUUCGGGCAAUGAAGUUGUUACAUCUGAACUUUCGGGAGUUUUCCUCUUAUCGGUGGAGUCGCAAAUCUCCCAA